Clupea harengus (Atlantic herring) is the source of this 1769-nucleotide messenger RNA. It is a transcript of the gene gpr65, whose product is annotated as G protein-coupled receptor 65. Gene Ontology annotation, molecular function: G protein-coupled receptor activity. The record is from RefSeq and is a predicted model, not a curated record. Gene Ontology annotation, biological process: G protein-coupled receptor signaling pathway. NCBI's taxonomy places the organism in Eukaryota, Metazoa, Chordata, Actinopteri, Clupeiformes, Clupeidae. Gene Ontology annotation, cellular component: membrane.
UUGCUAAGAUGUUUACGCGGUAUAUUUCAUCUCCUUCCUGUUCCUUUUUUUUCACACUGUGAGCCCUGCUCUUCCUGUUUCUUCAGAUAAACACCAUACGUUUUGAAAACGAGAAGGCAGAUCUGGAGGUCUCUGUGCUUUUUAUUGUCAAUGAUAUGAUUAAUUACAUUUUUAUUGUAAAAUUGUAUCCAGUGGUUGCUGACUGGAUGGGUCCUGGAAUACUGACAUCUUAGAAUACUGAGCCUUAAAAUGGUUUGUAUUUAAGCAAACCACUUAUUUCCUGAUUACAGUCCAGCUGAUAGUAAAAAAAGAUGAAUUCCACAGCUGAAUUGUCGAAUCACUCUUUUCGAAGUAAAUGCCACCCUGAAGGAUACCCUGGGGAACACUUGAUUGGGAAUAUCUUUGCCUUUCUAUACAUCGCCAUUGUCAUUUUAGGUUUCCCCUCCAACUGCUUCUCUGUGUUCGUCUCCUACCAGCAUAUAAGACAGGGCAAUGCGAUGGGAGUCUACCUAAUGAACCUGGCCCUGGCAGACCUCUUCUUCAUCAUGAUGUUACCCAUCUGGGUGGACAACAUCUUGGCUGAGGAGUGGCGUCAUGGGGGCUUUGCAUGUAACCUGUGUGUCUUCCUGUUAUUCACCCACUUCUAUGCCAGCGUGUCUAUGUUGUGCUGCAUCGCUGUUGACCGUUAUAUGGCCGUGGUUCACCCCCUAAGGUUCCCUUACAUUCGAAAAUUGGGAACAGUCGUGGGCGUCUGUGUUCUUUCGUGGACCUGCACCAUGGCCUUCAAUUGCAUCACAGUGUCUCAUUACGUGUAUGACGACACCGACAAGAUCUGUCUGUACGCCUUUCCUAUGCCUUUGCAGGCGAAAGUCAACAUAGCUAGGUUUUUCGCUUGGUUCCUCGUGCCGUCUUUGCUGGUCGGGUUCUGCUGCUGGAAGACCAGCAAAGAGGUCCGGUCCAACCGUGCCACCGAGGAAGAGGAGUGUAAGCGGGUGUGCCGGCUCCUGUGGCUGGUGCAGCUGACCCUGUCCAUCUGCUUCGGCCCCUUUCAUAUCAUGCUUCUGCUGAUGAACCAGGUGGAGGACUGCGAGACACUAACCUGGAUGUUCUACCUUUAUAAAGUCACCGUGAUCCUGGCCAGUCUCAAUUGCCUCGCCGAUCCUCUACUCUACUGCUUCAUCACCCGGUCAGGGAGAGCAAGUGUCACCAAGGCUUUUCUGUUACUUCAGAGGAAGGACCCAGGCAACUCCAUGGAGGGGGAACUGAAGCAGCCAUUUCACAAGCCUUAGUUUGCAAUAGCCUCUCACCAGCAGACUCAGUAAUUGUGCAGGGACCCAGUGGGUGCCAUGCUGUGACGUUGAUAAGUUUCAGUCCCCAACACUUCAAAGGACUGAAUUUAGCCUCCUUGCCAGCAUGUGUGAUUGAAUCUGUAAUCUUUGGUUACACUUGAUUGGCCUUAUUCAUUGCAGAUCUUGGCAUCAUUCUUACAAAUAUUCAUGUCAUUGUAAAAGGCACAAGUACACAUUCAAGCUGUUGUAACAAUGCUUUUGCUCCAUUUUUGAUUUCAAAGAGGCUUUCUACUUUUCCAUCUGUGCCACCGGCCACAUGUGAGCUGCACUUUCAGUUCUACUUUCACAGGUUAUUUGUAGGUGUAGAAGAGAAAAUGAUGAUAUUAUUAUUAGCAACAACUGGCAACUGUACCACUUACUUUUCCUAUACUGGAACUAACUCAACACAAUGAUUCAAUACAAAUAUAUUAUCUUCUUCUA